AUGGAUGAAGAAAAAGUCAUCGUGUUUAUUCAUCCCGAUCUCGGGAUUGGAGGAGCAGAGCGCCUAGUGGUGGACGCGGCAGUCGGACUUCAGAACCUUGGACACACUGUACAGAUAUGGACCUCGCAUUGUGAUCCCGCACAUUGCUUCGAUGAAUGUCGCGAUGGUACUCUCAAAGUUGUCGUCCGAGGGAAUCGUUUCCCAACUUCAAUACUUGGUCGCUUCUCCAUUCUUUGCGCUAUCGUCCGACAGCUCGAUUUGAUUACGUACUUCCUCCUUGAAGAUCCUGAUCGGGCAUCGGCGACAGACUUAUUUUUCGUCGACCAACUAUCGGUCUGUGUUCCGAUUCUCCGAUACUUCCUCCAAGGAUCUAGGACGCUAUUCUAUUGCCACUUCCCAGAUAAGCUCCUUGCAUCGAGGAAAUCGAUUAUCAAAUCAUUAUACCGGAUUCCAUUUGAUUGGAUUGAAGGAUACACAACCGGAUUAGCCGAUGGAAUUGUGGUUAACAGUAAAUUCACUGCUGGUGUGUUUAAGGAAGCCUUUCCGAGAAUUAAUGUUGUACCAAGGGUGGUAUACCCUUGUGUCGAUGUCAACGAGGACGAAAGGAGUCACACGAAACUUGAAGGAGAAAAGUACCCAUUUCUAAAAGGCGGUGACCGGAAGAUUGUCCUAUCAAUCAACCGGUUUGAGAGGAAAAAGAAUAUUGGAUUAGUCGUGAGUGCAUUCGCAGGGCUUACUGGAGAGCAAAGGAAAAAGGCGAGGUUGAUUGUUGCAGGUGGAUACGACAAUAGGGUUGCGGAAAACGUAGAUUACCAUAGCGAGCUUGAAAAGCUUUGUGACUCGUUAGAUUUACGACACGCAACAUGUAGAAACUAUAUUUCGUCCUUAACGAUCCCGUCAGAUAUCGAUGUCCUCUUUCUACCAUCGGUGCCAUCCUCGCUGAAAAGCUUUUUGCUGCGGACUGCGAGUAUCCUCGCCUACACACCAGAAAAUGAACAUUUUGGAAUAGUGCCUUUGGAGGCGAUGCUUGCUGGGACACCGGUUUUGGCCACAAAUACGGGUGGGCCGCUCGAAACAGUCCUAGAUGGUGGCGUAACAGGCUGGCUUCGCCCUCCAGAACCGACCGAAUGGACUCGGAUUCUCAAUGAAGCUCUUUUCAAAAUUACCGACGAGGAACGUACCGCACUGGGUGAACGAGCGAAGUCGAGGGUCAAGGAAAAUUUUAGUAAGGAAAGCAUGGCGGCAGCACUACAAACAGAGUUCGAGAUCUUGGAUAAAACUAGGAGGAAACUCAUUGGGUUCCAUGAUGUUAUGAUGCCUGUAAUUGUAAGCACUGUAGUCGUUGCUGGAUUGCUAGUAGGAGUUGGCAGGACGGAUUGGGCGUAUGUCUGUGGGUUUAUGGGUGGGGGCGUGUAUGCGACCUUUGGGUUACUAACGAUGUUAGCUAAGGAUAUGAAUCCACGGAUAGGAUAG
Orbilia oligospora ATCC 24927 is the source of this 1473-nucleotide messenger RNA. RefSeq lists its product as uncharacterized. The record is from RefSeq and is a predicted model, not a curated record. NCBI's taxonomy places the organism in Eukaryota, Fungi, Ascomycota, Orbiliomycetes, Orbiliales, Orbiliaceae. Gene Ontology annotation, molecular function: alpha-1,3-mannosyltransferase activity; GDP-Man:Man(1)GlcNAc(2)-PP-Dol alpha-1,3-mannosyltransferase activity. The coding region runs from base 1 to 1473 and encodes 490 amino acids. The transcript is spliced from 4 exons.